AAUCAGCGUCUCCGACAUAUUUGAGUGUAUAGGGCCUGUACGAGUGUUCGGCCCUAAUCGGUUUCCCCCGUAGCCUUUCGGCUAACGUCUCUCGUCGUGCUCUUCACUUGAUUCAAGUUGGUCGUCUAUUACGGUUCAAUAAUAUAUUCAUUGAUAAAUAAAGUUCUAAUUUCUAAUUAAACUAAGUCUUAUUAUUAUUGUUUAAAUCCUCAUAACCUCUAACAGGUUAUGGGCCCAGAGCUCGCUUUCACUGAGCAGAUUAAUAAAGUGUUUGUUAAAUUAUAAAAGGUGUAGUAUAGAGAAACGUGUAAGUGAUUUUGGAAAAUCUAACAAAGAAGACUUGCAGUUUCAAUGGCUGAAAACAAAGACAAAGAAGGAUCGACAGUGUCGUCGACUCUUGAAAUAGACACGUUAAAUGAAAUGCUUGAUAACAUGACAUUUGAAAAUGUUAUGGUCAAGCUGGAGGGUGUGUUUAUGCUUAAAGCAAACCACCCAAAUGAGGAAAUUGAGUUAUCCCUGCAUGAAAAUUAUAUUUCACUAAAAACUCAGACGAGUGUUGAGUACAAAGCAGCUAAAACAUUUGUUACCAAAGAGGAGUUGAAAGCGCUAGAAGUAUGGCUGGACAAAUGUAAGAAACAGGGCGUGAAAGCUGUGCUGCCGAGUACUGUAAAGAAACAGGAAAUAGUUGAUCCUGUAGAGGAACAAUGGUUGGCUACGAGAAUCAGCAACGACAGAACGAAUGACGACAGUAGUGGUGACGACGGAAAGAGUGACGAGAGAAUCAGUAACGACAGAACGAAUGACGACAGUAGUGGUGACGACGGAAAGAGUGACGAGGGAACUAGAUAUGACGGAACUAGUUAUAAGAGGAGUGUCAACACAACGAGAGCUAUGAUUCAUAAUGUAGAAGGAGAUAAUAUAACUCAGUUGGCCACUGAGACAAAAGGUAAUGGAUCUGAUCAAUCUAAAGAAUGAGAGUUAAACGAGAGGAGAAACAGAAGUUAAUGAGACGACCAAUUGCCAAAGCAAGGAACCAAAAGACUGAAUCUGUUCCUAUAACUGGAUUUAAGUUUGUUAUUGUUAAAAAGUUCAUAUAUAUUUGUAAACAUAUCAUAUUUUGUAUUUGAGAUUUGAGACUUGACGCAAAUAUGUGAAGACGGGAGGGAGUGUUGGAAAUCAGCGUC
Chelonus insularis is the source of this 1184-nucleotide messenger RNA. RefSeq lists its product as uncharacterized. The transcript has 4 exons. Bases 352 to 975 code for a protein of 207 amino acids. Lineage: Eukaryota; Metazoa; Arthropoda; Insecta; Hymenoptera; Braconidae. The record is from RefSeq and is a predicted model, not a curated record.